Messenger RNA from Vicia villosa (hairy vetch), 1777 nucleotides. Its product is annotated as probable membrane-associated kinase regulator 2. Gene Ontology annotation, cellular component: plasma membrane. The coding region runs from base 311 to 1546 and encodes 411 amino acids. The record is from RefSeq and is a predicted model, not a curated record. The transcript is spliced from 2 exons. Lineage: Eukaryota; Viridiplantae; Streptophyta; Magnoliopsida; Fabales; Fabaceae.
UCAAUUUUUUCAAUAAUGAAAGCUACAUUACUCUACUCUACUCUCCUCUGCAAUAUUUACUCUCUCCGUAUUUAUCUGACCUCUUUCACAUGACUACCCUGCAACCAAGCUAACAGACAAAACACACCAUACUCUUCCAUUAUUCAAUUCUAUUUACUUCUAUUUACCAAUUUCUAAAUUAAAAAAAUAAAAAAUAAUUACCAAUUUCUAAAUCCCACACAACACCCUCUCUCUCUUUCACUAUUGCAUUCACAUUUGAUUUUACCCUUUUUCUUCCCUUACUCAUUUUACUAUACUGGCUCUCCCAACCAUGGAAGCUUUUACCUUACUCAAAUACUGGCGUGGUGCUGGUCUUGUUGGUCUCUCACCUUCCUCUGAAACCACCACCACAACCACCAUCCUCUCCGCCGUCUCUCAAAACGAUAACGCAACCAGUGAAAGCGACGAUGACGACAACAACGACGAAGACGAAGGUCCUUUUUUCGACUUAGAGUUUACUGCACCAGACGAAGAAGAAGAACAUGUUUAUGAUGAAACAAACCCUAACAAACAACAACUAGACGAAGAACAAGAGUCUGAAGACGGUGGUGAUGAGAAUGAGACUGAGACUGAGUUUAAGAUAACACUUUCUCCUUCGAGUAAUGAACGAAAUGAUGCAAAUCUUUCUCUCUCUCCUUUGGAAGAUAUAGAGAUAGUUGAGUUGAAACCUUCUUCUUUCGUUCUCAACAACGCUUCCGAACCUAACUCCAAACCUCAGUUCACUGCUUCAUUGCUGAAAUCAGCAACCAAGUUUCGUGUCUUCAUGUCUGGACUUAAGAAACCCAAAAUCGAUUCUGUCAUAACACAGAAGAAGCAAAAACCAAAUAGAAUCAAAUUCAAAAUUGAAGAAGUUCCCAUUGUUUCACUUUUCACCAGAGACAACAGUUCCAAAGGAAACAUCAACAACAACAACAAAUCUCAAUCGAACCAAAACCAAAACCAGAACCAGAAAGUAGAACAUGAAGCAUUAUCACCUUUGGAAGAGAAACGUUUCUCGAAGGAAGUAGUUAUGCACAGGUAUUUGAAAAUGGUGAAGCCUCUUUACAUUAGAGUAUCUCGUAGGUACAGUCAUGGUGAAAAAGUAGAGAAGUUUGGUUCUGUUUCUACUGACAACAAGGUUGAAGCGGAAAUAGCAACAGAAGGGAAAACUGUUGCUGAGAGUGAAGAAAACAGUGCAAAGAGUACUCAGAUUCAGAAUCAGAGCCAGAAACAGGGAAACAUUCCGGCAGGGCUUAGAGUUGUGUACAAACAUUUAGGUAAGAGCCGGUCAGCAUCGUCGGCGGUGGCAGCUUCACCGCCGGCGUUAGUAUCGUCUAAACGCCGUGAUGAUUCGCUGUUACAGCAACAAGAUGGGAUUCAAGGAGCCAUUUUACACUGCAAGAGGUCCUUCAAUGCCUCCAGAGAGUGUGAAUCUUCUUCUCAACUACCACGUUCUGUGAGUGAUCCAUUACAAGAGAUAUCUUCCGAACUGUCAAGUAAAUCUAGUGAUAAACGUCUUUCAGGUUGAAGAUAAAGGAAAGUGUUAGCCUUUAGCAUUUUGCACUACAUAGUGGAGAGAAAUAGUCAAAGUAGAGAGUUAUGGGCAUGUAGCAUGAAGAAAAAGCUCUUUCUUUUGUUGAAUGCUUCUUUUUUUAGUUUACCUUGGUAGUGUAAAUUGUAAAGCUCUUCUUUUCAAUAAAGUGAAGGAAGAAUCAUCAUAUCUUUUCUGUAUGUAAUGUAAUUUAAUUUUUAUGUACUA